This is a messenger RNA of Cuscuta europaea, 2313 nucleotides long. The record is from the annotation of a GenBank genome assembly. Lineage: Eukaryota; Viridiplantae; Streptophyta; Magnoliopsida; Solanales; Convolvulaceae.
CCGUAAUCCGUAUUAUUGAAGUAUUUCCUACUAACACGAGAUUAGCAGAGAUUUUGGCAGAGAUUUGGCAGAGAUUUUGGCAAGGAUAUGCCAAUUCCGUGUCAAAAACACUUUGGCACGUGCUAUUUGGCACGAAAAAUCGGUAAGUCCGUGCCAAAUUCCGUGUCAAUCCCGUAUUUUUUUGUAGUGAUAAUUAUUGACUAAUUUUUACUCUCCCCGUGAAUUAUUAUCUCAUUAUUGUGCAUUCGGCAAGUGUGUUUUUAAAAGGCUAAAUAAUACUCACUCCAUUUCACUGGAAAUUGUCAAUUUUGUUUGUCUCAAAAAAAAAUUUCACUUUCAUUUUUAAGAAAUGAAUGAAUUUGUGACAGUGUUCGUUUCUCUCUAUCCUAUGCAUAAAUCAUAAUUACACAGUAUUUAUUAUUCUAAUUUCCCAUCCAACAACGUAAGAUUUAGCAAAAUUGAGUUGGACGGAGGAAAUAUAAAGGAUAAUAAGAUAUACGUCAAUUCAUUCACUAUUUCAAUUGCAGCCAAAUAUGCGUGUUUAAUGCAUUAGAUCAGAGAGGAUUAUGAUUUGUUUCAACUUUCAAUAAUGGAUGAUAUAAUAUGGUUGCCUUUGGCAAUCGGCUGAUCAGAUAAACUUUGGCUACUCCGACAUAAAUUAGCUGUUUGACUAUUCAAGUUUUUCAUUUGGAUUGAAAUUUUCUGAUCUGGUUUGAUCUUACCUGUUUAAGUCUAGUUUGACCCGAGUUGGACUGGUAGAUAUCUGAUCUUUGUGUAUUUUAAAAAUAUCAAAGUCUGAUCUGAUCUAUUUAAAUCAGAUCUAAUCUGAUUCGGUCUAAAAUAUAAUGAGACUGAAAUAAAUCAAAUUAAAAACAUUCUAGUUUCGUCAAUAUUAUGGUUUGGGUGGGACCUUUGCACGGUUGCACCGCAACAGAAUACGGAGUAUGUUUUCCUUAAAGGCAUACUCUUUAGGAUCGGAUAUAAUAAUAAUAAUUAAGAAAUUAGAGACAUGUUGGUGUGUGGUUUCCUCAUAGCCACUUGCUUUUGAGCUGAGAGUUCAUUUUCUUUAAAAGUGAAUGACUAUGAUAAGACGAUUCUAUAAAAUUUUUAGGUAUAUAACACUACAAAAAAAUUACGGAAUUGACACGUAAAUUGAUAUGGACUUACCGAUUUUUCGUGUCAAAUAGCUCGUGACAAAGUGUUUUUAGCACGAAUUUAGCAUUUUCAUGCUAAAAUCCCUGUCAAAUCCCUGUCAAUCCCGUGUUUUUUACUCCCUCCGAUUCUUGAAGAAGUUCCACAUUUGACUUCUUUGGAUUUAAGGGAAGAGUAAAUUAUUUGUUGACUUUCCACUUUUGCCCUUAAUGAGAUACACGGCCAUAUGAAAGAAGAAAAAGGGGGAAUGAAUAGUGGAAGGGGGGUAAAUAACAUCUAUUCCAAAAAAGAAAUCAUUACAAGUCUAAUCCCAUUUCUAAACACCAUACAUGUAUUUCGGCCAUACAAUCAAAAUUUCCCUCCCAAAUUUUAAUUUUCCCUCCCAAUUACAAAGUUUACACACACUUUCUAUGAUACCAUGCACAUAGAUGAGAAGUGGUUUUAUUUGUCCAAAGAAACCACCACUUUCUACACCACUCCCACUGAAGAGGACCCCUACAGGACUGCUCAGUCAAAAAAAUUCAUACCAAAAAUCAUGUUCUUAGCAGCUGUGGGGAGACCAAGACUAAGGGACAAUGGGGAAGUAUUGUGGGAUGGGAAAGUGAGGAUCUUUCCUUUCACUUAUGAAGACACAGCCAAAAGAAGCAGUAAAAACAGACCAGCAGGAACACUAGAGACAAAGGCAUCAGUAAGCAUUACACGUUUAGUCAUCAAAGAGAUGAUACUGAAUGAACUAUUGCCAGCAAUAAAACAGACAUGGCCAGAUGCAGACAACAGGAGAGUUAUUAUUCAACAGGACAAUGCAAGGCCUCAUAUUGACAUUAAUGAUCCUGAUUUUGUGAGAGAAGGGACUAAGGAUGGAUGGAAUAUCCAAUCGACAUGUCAACCACCUAAUAGUCCAGACCUUAAUGUCUUGGACUUGGGAUUUUUCAGGACAAUAGAUGCCAUUAAAGAUCAGAAAGCUCCAAAAACCAUCACUGACUUAAGUAGUGCACAUUUUUGUAAGCACAUAGUAGUUGGCAGACAAUACAAUGCAAUAUGUAUUGACCAACAUAGUGUACACCAGUUUAAUUUUUGCCCAAAUGUAAGAAAAUGGUGAUUUUUGUUAAUGUAUGCAAGUCAAAUGCAAGAUUGGAAUCUACCAUAAAGCAACACAAUAAG